UUGUUCUUCCUCUUCGCUACCUUUUUUUUUUUUUAUUUUUAAAUUGUUUGUUAUCGCUGGGAUAUUCGACAAAUUGAAGCUGCUGCGUGUUUUUUUUUUUGUUGUUUGUUUUUGUUGCGUGGGUGUGUGAGCCAAGAGAAAAGAAAAUUUGUCAAUGAUGGAUAAAUCAACAACAACGAACACGGCGAAAGCUAAAGCCGCAACUGAUGCUAAUGUCCAAAAUGAGGCAGCAGCAACAACUGGAGCUGGGUGUGGCAGCAACAAUAACAACAACAAUACUGCCAGCGCCGACGGCAGCAACAGCAGCGCCAACAACAACAACAACAACAACAACAACAACAACAAUAGUGGCCGGCAACGUUAUUCGCAGGCUGCGGCCAUGGCAGCAGCAAUGGCCACAACAAGUGCGCUGCUCAGCAGCAGCAGCAGCGGGAGCAAGCACAACAGUUCCACAACAGUUGGCAGCACUACUGGAAUGGUCUCGGGAACUGUAACUGGAACGGGAACGGGAACGGUAACUGGCAGCAAUAUGAUGAUUAACCUAAAUAUCAGCACCACAACCGGCGGCAAUUUCGGCGUCAGCGUCGAGCCGCACAUCAGCGUCGAGAGCCUGAAGAAGAUAAUAGCCAAGAAACUGAAAGUGGCCAAGGAUCGCAUCUGUUUGCUGCAUCGCGAGAAGGAACUACAGGAUGGUACGCUCAGAGAUCACAAUUUAAUGGACGGUUCCAAGAUCAUUUUAAUACCAAAUGUAGAAACUGGUUUGCUGGCACAGCGUCCGGAGAAUACGGUGAUGCAGGCGCUGGAAUCGCUUAACGACUCGCAGGUUAAUGACUUCCUCAGCGGCAAGACACCACUUAAUCUGAGCAUGCGACUGGGCGAUCACAUGAUGCUCAUUCAGCUGCAGUUGAGCACCGUCAAUCCCGCAGGCGGCACUGCUGCCGGUGCGACGGCUGCCCUGCCAGCGCCAGCGGCGAGCGGCAACAACAGCUUAGCCGCCGGUUGCAGCAGCGGCAGCAGCGGCAGCAGCAGCAACAGCAGCAGCAGCAGCUCUUCCACUGCGGCUUCAAGCACAGCCAUGGCCUGCAGUUAUGCAGGUGGCAGCGGCUCCCAUUCGUCGCAUACGCGCACGCGCUCCUCCAGCCAGCGGCUGGCAAGCGGACGCAUCGGCAACGGCCAUGUGCACAGUCACCAGCACCCGAGUCUGCAGCACAGCCACAGCCAUCAUCACCAUCACCAUCAUCACCACCACAACGCCUCGGCGGUGGCCGCGGGCAGCGCUGGCGGCAUGGCAUCCACCACACGCAAACUGGACAUGGAGCGUUCCAGCGGCAAUGGCAGUGGCAGCAGCGGAGGCGGAGGCGGCGGCAGCCGCAUGCUGACCGCAGCAGGCGGUAGUUCGGGUCAUGGCCAGGCACACCACGCCAUCAAGAGCUCCGAUCUCAGCUCGUUCCUAAGCAAGCGUGACUACGAGAGUCUACAGAAUAUUGUGAAGAGCAUUGCGCUGACGCAAGCGCCAAGGGCAGCAGCAGCAGCGGCCGCUGCUGCCGCAGCAGCUUCCCAGGCGGCGGCAAUACAAGCCGGCGGCUCAGCGACUGUGGCAUCAACGUCAGCGACGCCGACCGCGACGGCGCAGUCAAAGCCACUGUUGGAGCAGUCGCCCAUCAAGUCGCUUUCCAAUCUUGUCUCGAGCCCUAUCAAAACGACGGCCAUUAAGAAUAUACACAUUGCCCAUGGCCCGGGCGUCAGCUCCAGCUCCAGCUCCAGCUCCAGCUCCAGCUCCAAUACCAACAUCAAUGGCGUUGCCAGCUCCAGUUCCUCCACUCAACCGUCAGCAGCUGGUGCUGCUAGCUGCACCAGCGGUGGCUGUCAGCAGGAUCCGAUAGCCGCCAAGCUCACCUCGUGCUUGUGCACGCGUCUAUCCACACCAGCACCAGCAGCACCGGCUGCAGCAGCAGCUGCUCCGACAACUGUGCAACCCAGUCCGAACAGCAGCAACAUUGGAGCUGUGGCACGUGCAUCUGCUGGUGCCGGCUGCGUGGUAGACAGCUCAUUGCACAAGACUGUCAACAAUCCCAUUACCGUAACACGCUCCAAGCAUCGGCAUCAUCAUCAUCACCACCAUCACCAUCAUCAUUAUCAUCAUGCCGCAGCUGCUGCUGCUGCUGCUGCAGCAGCGCUUAAGCCUCAAGAGGCAGCCACCGCGAAGAGUGGAACAGCAGCAGCAGCAGCAGCAGGUGUCACCACAGCUAGUAGCACGGAACUGGAUGAUGCCGCUCUGGGCGUGUCGGAUACCCGCACGCUGGCCGAGGCAUCGCGCAACCUCACCCAGACAUUGCGCAAGCUCUCCAAAGAGGUGUUCACCAACAAGAUUGAUUUGUCUGGCGGCGGCAGCGUUGGCGUCGGCGCCGGCAUUGGCGGCGGGGAGGAGACACCGCGCAAAACUGGCUCUGGCGCUGUCAUUGAGUCAAUGAAGAAUCACGGCAAGGGCAUCUACUCGGGCACCUUCUCGGGCACACUGAAUCCGGCGCUGCAGGAUCGCUUCGGACGGCCCAAGCGCGACAUUUCCACUGUCAUUCACAUACUCAACGAUCUGCUAAGUGCCACGCCCCAAUACAGUCGUGGCGCACGCAUCAGCUUCGAGGCACCCACCAGCGGCAGCAUCAGCAACGGCGCCUCCACCACCUCCAGCUCCACAAGCGCUUCCAACAGCACCGGCAGCAAUGCCGCCAAUGGCAUUGCAGCCAUCACAGCCGCAGCCCCAGCAGCAGCAGCUGGUGCACUGCAUCAUGGUGUGCGCAGCAAGCUGUACUCGACGAAGCAUCACAACUGCGCCAAGUGCAACAGCCGUGCGCAACAGCAGCAGCAACAGGCAGCAGCAGCAGCGGCGGCUUUGGCUGCUGGCAGCUGCGCCUAUGGCGAAUGCAAUGGCCACUAUUUGGCCAAGGGAGGAUCCUCUGUCGCAGCUGUUUGCGGCACCAAGUCAACCCCACUCGGCUGCUGCACAGAUGUUGCAGCCAGCAGCAGCAACAGCGGCAACAGCGGCAGCAGCAGCGCGAAUGCCACCACGGCAACUGGCAGCUCGAGCGCCUGCAUGUGCCGCUAUCGCACGGUCGGCGGCAGUGAGGAUAACGGCCAGAGGGAACGGGAACAUAUGUGCCAGAAGUGCGUCGUGGAGCUGGCCAAUCUGAAGACCAAGUCCAAGCUAGACCAGCUGCGGCUGGUCAUGCAGCAGCGCAAGCAAAAGCGCGAGGCGCGCAAAUUAAAGAGCUCGCCCUACGAUGCCAGCUCGGGCAUGGCGCCAGUGUCCAGCGUUGAGGCGGUGCCACAGUACAGCGCUGUAAGCACACUGGUAACAACGCCGCCGCAGGUGGCCAAGACAAAGCACAGCAGCAACAGCAGCACAACAGCAACAACAGCAACAACAACAACAACAACAGCAGCAGCAACUGCUGCAGCUGCAGCAACAAACACAGCACCGCCCAGCGAGGUCUCACCAAACCACAUAGUCGAGGAGGUGGAUACGGCCGCCUAAGUGCAACUGCAACUGUUCACCCUUUGUAGCAUUUACUAGUUAAUGUUGCAGUUGGACAAACAACCACAACAACAACAACAACAAUUAGUUUUAUAGUUUUAUUAAUAUUAUUAUUAUUAUAAUUUUUUUGGCUUUAUAAUUUGUUUAAAAAUGCGGCAGCGCCACGUAAACUUCCUGCAACUACCACACUGGCUGGUGCAACUGUUUUACUUAAACAGCCGCUUACCACAAAUCCACACACCCAUUGCCCCCUCCCUAUCCAACCCGAUCCACUCGUUCCUCGUAACUCGCAAUUGUUUGAAACAACAGAGAUAGAGAGUGAGAGAGUAAGAGAGAGAGAGAAAGUCGUUGAGCUGUUAAAUUAAUUUUAAGAUACUUAACAUCAACAUUAUGAUCAUUAACAAAAUCAUUGUUAACAUAAUUAACUAUUAAUCGGCCCGCAAAUCUCAAAUCCCUAUUCCCUCCCUCCCCCACCCCUCUCCGACCACCUACUCAUCCGGCUUUCCAGCUGUCUGGCUGGUAAACCCUUAAAUAAACUUAAUUUAGUAAAAAUUGUCAAAUGUAAAAUUAAGCCUAAAGAUGUAAACAGCAGCAGCAGAAAAAACACGAAAAGAAAAAAAAAAUGAUGUUGAAUGGUAAAUUUGAUGUAAAAGCCAAAGCGGCGGCAA
Molecule: messenger RNA, 4200 nt
Organism: Drosophila virilis
Lineage: Eukaryota; Metazoa; Arthropoda; Insecta; Diptera; Drosophilidae
Gene: stx
Product: ubiquitin-like domain-containing protein stuxnet
Cellular component (GO): nucleus
Molecular function (GO): protein binding
Source: RefSeq, a predicted model, not a curated record